Zingiber officinale is the source of this 459-nucleotide messenger RNA. RefSeq lists its product as uncharacterized. The record is from RefSeq and is a predicted model, not a curated record. The transcript is spliced from 4 exons. Bases 1 to 459 code for a protein of 152 amino acids. Lineage: Eukaryota; Viridiplantae; Streptophyta; Magnoliopsida; Zingiberales; Zingiberaceae.
AUGUCGAGCGGAGAAGUUAGGAAGGUUCAGAAUCUUAUUGAACAAUGCCUUCGACUACACAUGAACCAGAAAGAAGUAGUGGACACUUUGUCUCUCCAAGCAAAGAUAGAGCCUAGUUUCACUGAACUUGUCUGGCAAAAGCUUGAGGAGGAGAAUCAAGAGUUAUUCCAAGCAUAUCAUCUUAGACUGAUCCUGAAAAACCAAAUAAUGCUGUUCAAUAACCUUCUUGAGAAACAGGUUGAGCUUAUGCGGAAAGAGUUCAAUGCAGGUUUGCUCAUGACCCAAGACACCUCCGUCCUCAAUUGCGUCACCCUAGGUACCGAACUGAGUUAUGUCGCCAGAUCUCAUCCACUGGCACCUGUCCUUAUGGCAAUCGAUGCCAUUACAUUCACUAUUUUAGUGAGGCAUCAGCUAGCGGGGCAUCGACAAAUGGAAUUAAGUAGAAGGACAUUAUUGUAG